Molecule: messenger RNA, 507 nt
Organism: Symbiodinium necroappetens
Lineage: Eukaryota; Dinophyceae; Suessiales; Symbiodiniaceae
Source: the annotation of a GenBank genome assembly
GUCCAGAAGCAAAUGAUCGGUGAGAAGCUCUAUCCACUCGUUGCCAAAUACCAGCCGGAGUGGGCGGGCAAGAUCACUGGGAUGAUGCUCGAGAUGGACAACAGUGAAUUGCUGAUGCUCUUAGAGUCCGAAUCGCAGCUCCGUGGCAAGGUUGACGAGGCAAGAGAGGCCUACUUCUGUGUCCGACUCGACGACUCGGAAAUGGCGGGCAGAAGGGUGCGCAUUGAGAGGACUGCAGCAAGCUGGCUGGACCUGCAACGGCCUUUCAAGGAGAUCAUCAGCAACGUGCUGAAAGUCUCACAGGCCCACGCGCAAUCCGAACUUUUCCUGUACGAGGUGUCGCCUCUCGUGUCCAACAUUCGCAACGAGUCACCUGAUUGUGUGCUGCCGAAGAAGAAGUAUGACGAGAAGCAGCUGUCCAAAGGGAUCGGUCGGUUUUUCAGGCCGAAGACUGACGCUGGAUCCUUGCCAGCACUUUGUGCCGAACUCUACUGCUUGUGCAUAUAG